Messenger RNA from Ilyonectria robusta, 1830 nucleotides. RefSeq names its product major facilitator superfamily domain-containing protein. Gene Ontology annotation, biological process: transmembrane transport. The transcript is spliced from 3 exons. Bases 1 to 1830 code for a protein of 609 amino acids. Gene Ontology annotation, molecular function: transmembrane transporter activity. NCBI's taxonomy places the organism in Eukaryota, Fungi, Ascomycota, Sordariomycetes, Hypocreales, Nectriaceae. The record is from RefSeq and is a predicted model, not a curated record.
AUGUCUGGGGAUGUUGAGAGGGGGUCAAUAGCGACUCGCCCUGAGACCUCGUCUUCCUCUUAUUCCUCGACAGACUCGCCGGUCUUGGAGCCCAUCAAGACAGCCGACACACAGCGCAGUCGCCGCAGCUUUGCGACACGGCGCUCACACGAAUCAGACAUCUAUGAAGCGCUAGAACAUGCGCUCACCCCAGAUGUCGAGACGGAGGCUGAGCGCGAGGCCCGCGAACCCAUCACAUACACCAGGACCGGCACCAGUAUAGCGAGCGCGGCCUCCCGACCACCGGACUUUGAGGUCAUCUUCGAGGAGGGCGACCCAGAGAAUCCCAGGAAUUGGCCAUUUUGGUACCGCGCCUGGAUCACCGUUUCCGUAUCGUAUUCGACAUGGGUCAUCGUUCUGUACAGCACCUGCUACACGGCGUCGCUUCCAGGUUUGAUUGACGAGUUUGGAUCGACCACCACCACAGCCACAUUGGGAUUGAGCACCUAUCUGCUCGGUCUCGCCACGGGAAGUCUUGUCGUUGCUCCAAUGAGUGAGCUUUUUGGUCGACGGCCGGUGUAUAUGAUCUGCUUGGUCCUUUGGUGCAUUCUCGUCAUACCAUGUGCCCUCGCGACUUCGCUCACGGAGAUUCUUGUUGUGAGAUUUGUCGGAGCUCUCUUUGGCGCUGCCAUGAUAUCCAACAGCCCCGGAAGUAUCGUCGAUAUUGCCAACCCGGAGUACCUGGCUCUUGCCAUGUCGAUGUGGUCGAUCGCACCGCUCAACGGACCGUCUUUGGGGCCCAUUAUUGGAGGAUUUGUCUACCAAUAUCUAGGUUGGCGGUGGGACAACUGGAUCGUCUUGAUUCUGGGCGGUGUCGGAACUCUCAUGAUGGCGACCUGCAAGGAGACCUACCACCCAGCGAUUCUCAAGAAAAAGGCGGCCCGGCUCCGCAAAGAGAUGGAUGAUCCUCGUUGGUGGUGCCAAUAUGACCAAAAGGUGUCAUCGGUCCAUCUCAUAAAGAUCAACUUGAGCCGUCCUUUUGUUCUCUUUGCGACGGAACCCAUCCUGUGGUUUUUGAACAUCUGGAUCUCCGUGAUUUACGGUAUCCUAUACCUCUGCUUCGUCGCAUACCCGAUCGUCUUUUCGCAGCAUCGUGGGUGGAACCCUGGCAUGUCGGGUCUUGCGUUUGUUGGCAUCGGUGUUGGAACAAUGAUUGCCAUCGUCUCUGAACCUCUCCUUCGAAGGCUCAUCAACUCUCAGCCACGAGAUCCCGUAACUGGUCGCGUCCAGCCCGAGGCAAAUGCACUGGUCAUGGCCAUCGGAUCCGUCCUCACCCCAAUCGGCCAGCUUGUCUUCUCGUGGACGUGCCUCCCGAAAACCAUCCACUGGGCAAUUCCCAUUGCUUUUGGCAUCCCAUUUGGCGCAGGAAACACUCUCAGCUUCAUCUAUGGUUCCAACUACCUUGCGGGCACAUACAACAUCUACGCCGCGAGCGCCUUGGCGGGUAAUGCCGUUAUUCGAAGCAUCUUCGGAGCCACGCUUCCCUUGGCUGGACCCAAGAUGUAUGCGGCGAUGACGCCCCAGUGGGCAGGUACCCUCUUGGGUUUGCUUGAAGUCGCCAUGAUUCCGAUUCCAUUCAUCUUCUGGCGAUACGGGGCCAGGAUUCGAGCAAAGAGCCCGGCCGUCCGUCAACUGCGCGAGGACCAGGACAGGAUUGAUGCCAAGAGGGCCAAGCACAAGAUGAGGCUUGAUAAGAGAAGGGAGAAGGAGGCUGCUAGUGAGAAGACGAAUGAAGGGGUUUUGGCAAACCUGGCGGACACAUCGGAGCAGGGGAAGACCGCUAGCUCUUAG